Messenger RNA from Penicillium macrosclerotiorum, 1890 nucleotides. RefSeq lists its product as uncharacterized. The record is from RefSeq and is a predicted model, not a curated record. Bases 1 to 1890 code for a protein of 629 amino acids. The transcript has a single exon. Lineage: Eukaryota; Fungi; Ascomycota; Eurotiomycetes; Eurotiales; Aspergillaceae.
AUGGGUCGGCCGCCACCGCCUGAAAAGCAUCCAAACCCCCCUAUGUCGCCGCUUGGCACGGUCGUUCCCAUGAAUAGGGAACAAAGCAAUACGUCCUCACCCGAAGUGUCAUCAACAUCGUCUGGUAUUCGUUUAGAUGUUGAAUGCCGAGAGCUCACGACCGAGCCGGUUGAGCAUCCUGAAAUGUCUGUUCGCCCUCGAAGGUUCCUAGCACAACCUGUCGAGACCACAUCCCGUAACUCCCAGCCUCGGUCAUCAGCACCAGCUCACCACACAGAGAAAGAUCAGAAUGACUCGCUUCCCCCCUUAACUCCAGAGACUUCGCUGGCAGUGGAACGGCCUCGGCGUAUGCUCCCAGUGCCAAUCGAAACAUCCAAAGCCCAUAAAUCUGGCACUGUAGAACGAAACCGGGACCAGGAUUCAUCACGGAUGGCACCAGGGGUUCCAAGACGUUUCAAACCUGAAGUGCUUGAAACUGACCGUCGCUCAGUCAAAGGAAAAUCAAGCGAGGUUGCUCGUCAACUUACACUCCCCACGGCCAACGAGGGGUUGAUUGGGCAUGUGGAACCCACACAGCGCAUUUUUCAUGCAGUUCCCACCAUUCCAACACAAACCCCAUCUGCAGGCGUUGUCGAGUCACAGUUCUCAUAUGCAAACCUACUUCGGCGACAGGAGACGCGAAGGCAUUCGUUUCGAGUCCCAACCCUACCGUCUAUUCCUUCAAACAGCAGUGAGGACUCCGAUGAGCCUUCUGAAUCGCGCUUUGCACGGAUAUUCCCUGCCAAGGUAUCGCAGAAAUUUGCAUUCCACGAUAAUACGCGGAAUCUAUUUCGAGAAAGCUGCGACGAUGAAUUUUCGGAGUACCUGUUGUCCUUGGCGGCUCGAUCAGCCCAGAAGCAGCUGAAGGAGCAAGCCUUGGCUGCCUUUCCUAAUGAACAAGUCUACCAGCCGGUAGAUCAUUUCGCCAUUGACGAGGAAGGCAGAGACUCGGAUGGAGAUGCGGAAUUGAUAGAUACUCAUCGACACCAUAUCAAGUCUCGCCGGCAAUCAUCGGCUGACCUCUCCUGGGAGCUUGAAUACUUGCGUCAGCACAAGGAGGAAGCACAACAGCGUCUGAGAGCGAUGGUUUCGUCAUCAAAGCGCGCUGAUCUCUCAUCGCAGGGCUUGAGGUCGACACCCAAGAAUAAUGGUCCAAGCCCACCAAUGCUCGGUGCCGAUAUCGUUCUCCCGCAAAGCUUGUCUCCAGAUGGUACUCUGUGCGAGGAGACUUCGGCCGAGAAUUAUGUCUCUCGAACAGCUCAGGAUCCCUGCACUGACUGCGGGGGUCUUUGGUGUGCGACUAAUCGCGCAGAAGAUGGCCGAGGUACAGGGCUCUGGAUGGGCACCUGCCGGAAGAGCGACGAGGGCCUUGAGCGGAGUUCACUAAUAAUGACAGGAAUUAUGACACCGAUGCUCCAAAGCGAUGAUUUUGAAGAAGGUCUGUGUGCUCUGUCAUCAACGGCCCCAGCAAGUCUAGAGAGCUUUCAACCGCCACGGAGUGGUACGAGUCCAACCUUUUCUAAGGCAUUCGGUGAUGAAUUCCAUGAUGGCUUCGUGACACAGAUCUAUAACUACUUGUCCCUGGGUUACCCUUGCGUGGCUCGUUUUUAUGAUCAUGAACUCAGUAAGAUCUCAGGAAUUGCCAUCGAAGAUCUUCGACGAGAUGACCUCUGUACCGAUGCCCGAGGGUACGUGGCCCCUGCCGCUAGCAUUGUUGUAAUCUGUACUCGUUGGAAAGCUCUCCGUCUCUACAUCCAUGAGUGGGCCCGGCAGCAACCAAAUAUGAUGGAAGAUGAAAAUAGCCUCGAGGCCUGGGGAAUGCCAGAACGAAGAGGGAGCUGGGCAAUCUGA